AUGGCAGAUCCCAUAAGCAUCAUCGCAUCUGCGCUCACCAUCGGCGCAAGUGCAGCGCAACUUUCGCUCGCUCUCUUCAGCGUAGUUCAAACGCUCAAGAAUGCACCCCGAGAGAUAGCGGAAAUUGCGGAGGAGAUAUCCUUACUUGCGGAAAGUUUGCAAACGCUUGCAGAUAUCAUUCGUGCUCACCAGAACUUGUGCAAACCCGCACUCUUCCAAAAUACUCAUCUGAUCAUACUUCGAUACAAGCAAGUCGAUGCGGAAAUAAAAAAACUCAUUGAUACACCUCAGAAGCUAGCAGGUCUGAAGUGGUUAAUAAACAAGCCCAAGGCAAAAGGUCUCCUUAAGAAAGUCGAAGGAAUCAAGACUGCCCUUAUUCUGGAACUGAACAUUGUUCGUCUUGCAAGGGAGGAGAACACUCGGCCACCAGCAUAUUCCAAAGUGGGCCCCAGCGCUCAAGCCCAGAGUCUCCCAGAGUUCAAUCGGUUCCGUAAGAUUGUAGAAAGCGCUGUCCAGGCAAACCGGCAAGUGGUGGAGAGUGCGCAGCAGGAAGACGACAGUUCUGAGGCUGGCAAACGACAUUACACCACUGCAGAAAUAGACGUGUGGAAAGAAGGGUCUUUCGACACUGCUACAUGGCUCUAUCAUUUUGUGUUUAGCUCUGAUGACAUAAUUUCUCGACCAGUACCGAAUCCGCGAACACGUCGGCUGCACCAAGCAUCUGUUACAGACGAGAGUGCAGAGAUAACUGAGAGAAGCGCUCACUCCUCAUCCUCUGAAGAUGACACUACGCCCAAAAGGCGUUCCUCGGGUUCAGAUGAGAAGGCCAUGAUCGUUUGGAGCAGGCAGACGGAGCCUGCUCUAGUAGUAGACCGACUACUCUCUUCAUGGACCACGCUCACUUCCGAUCAAAUCCGUCUUAGCUCGGCCCGUCACGAUGGCGAUGACUGGAGGGAAGGAGUCCUGAGGAUGGUAGAAGAGGCAAAAAAGGAGGACGAACUAUCUUUUGAUCAGUGGGAACAGCAAAACGAGCCUGUCAGGUCCGAUGAUGAAGAAUUCCAGAGUGCCGAAGAGGACAGUACUGUCGGCGUCAACGUGCCUACGUACAACUUCCGUGAUAACGCUCAACGCGCCCGUAAACGGAACACGAAGACAUCUAAUCAUACUGACCCAUGGGCGUAUACAUACGGAUCGUCCCCAACCUACGGCGACGCCAGACCUAGGCGAAAUGUGGCAUUUCGGGAUGUAACACCACCAAGUCGUCCCCGCCCACGUCCGACUAAACAGAGGAGGCAUACAGAGAAGCUGCAACCUGUAGAUGCCGAAGUCAGAAGUUCUUCAUCCAGAGUUCACACAAUUCAUAGUGAUCAGACGGAUUUGGGUUUCAACGCACCCAGCCAGGACUUGCCCAAGACUUUCGACGUCCAUAACAUAAAAACUUCUGGCCACUCGAAUCCCUUUAGAGCUGUCCACGUCCCGCCGCCCGUCAAUUAUGGAUAUAUACCGCCUUGGCAGGAGGCUUCACCGAUACCCCCAGUGCCUGUGUACUAUCAAGCCCCGCCAAGACAAACAUAUAGACCCGCUGAUUCGCAAUGGUCGUUCCCGCCUCCACCUCCAAGUCCUCCCCCAGCCGCUGCCCCAAGUCCGCCUCCAACAAAGCAUGCCCAAUCCGUAGAGGUGCAAUCCACGGUACCAGAAAUAGAGGCUAAAGAGAGGGCCAUCAUUGCCGCGGUAGAGAAACUACUUGAGAAGCGCAACCAUGAAUCCCAAAGCGAGUAUAAAGACCCACACUUUUCGAGGUUAGCACAAAUAUUAGCCGUACAACAAGAGCGCGAGGCGCAAAGCGAACGAGAUCGAGCUAAUGCAACAACUGAGACGUAUAUCAAACAAAUGCAGGACGCGCAUGAGAAAGACGAGGAGAGAAUACAGCGACUCGAAAGUCUCAUAGCAAACGAACGGGCAGAGCAAAGACGUAUGGAGGCUAUAUGGGAAGAGGGAAGGAAAACCAUGGAAGAAAAAGCCGCAAAACAAGUCGAAGAAGUAAGAAGUCUAGCAGCAAAAGAAGUUGCGGCAGCACAGCUGGCCAAAGAUGCAGCCCAAACAGCUCUCAAUAUUGAAAAGCUAGAAGUCGAAAAGAAAGCACGAGAAAGAGCGGAUGCCAGAGUACUGGAAGAGAGGAAAAGGGCUGAUGAUGCUUAUAAAUUGCAGUCGCAGCGCCACGAGCAGCUACUUCGCGAACUACAGGAGCAGCAGCUGAAAUCGGAGCAGAACAACGACCGACCCAUACGACGCACUCGCAUCGCGGAAGGCAGCCGCAGCGUGGAUGUUACAGAAUAUCUGACAGGCAGGAGGGCUCCUUCUUUGAUUUCAUCUUCUCCAGCAUUCCCGGAUAAAUUUGCACGCUUGGACAUGAAGCCUGAUAGAACGUACGACCAAUAUUGGUCCCAACGGACUUCCCGUCAUGACAGCUUUCGCAGUUCAGCGGCAUCUCUGCAGUCUUCACGCGCCUCUUUGGGAAGUACAAGCGCUUCCAAUACCAACUCAAAAUCUCAGCAAAUGAUCGUCUUCCCAACCAAAGCCGAUAGAAACUCCCGGAAGAUAGCGGAGUUACAGACAUCUCUGGCUAGAUUUGGGAUCGGCUCCGUGUUUGAAGAUCCCGAAGAAUUACAAUCCUUGCACAUCGGUCAACUGGUACCGUAUAAGUACGACGAUGAAAGCGACCAGAUUGUUAGGAGUACUAUUUUUUGGGAAGCGUCGGUGCUUAGCUUGGGGAGUGAGCUUCUACUAACAAUGAGGCAAGCUGGGUGGAAACCAUCCUACACUCGUAUAUCAGAAAAAGGUCAAACCCACUAUCUGGGAAAUCAGCCGGUGCAUACCUAUUUCUUCAGUCCUGACUACGAACCGCAGUUUUGUUCAUCAACAAAAGCUUCAGCCAACGAAUCGAUCACCAUCCAAAAAGCCUUGGUGGAAGAAUAUGCACUGAAAGAACUGGGCUUCCAGUUCCAAGUCAAAGAGACAGGGAUUUACAUCCUCGAUGGUAGAUUGACAUAUAACGACAUCGAGACUCUAAUUGAGCGAUCAUUCUUGAUGAGAGAAAAUGACUACCGAAGAUUACACCGGGGACUACAAUGGCAUUUCGACAAGGAUCCAGAAGUACCCCUGAGUGCCUACCCGGCAACAUAUGCACCGUCACUACCUUCAACCUCAUCCAUGUAUUCGGGUGAUAACUCCACAGUUUGCGAGGACACGGACACAGAGACUCAAAGCAGAAUGAGCUCUGCCGCCUCCGAUGCCGAUCAAUCUGAUAUGGGUGAUGUCAAUAACUAUCCUUUCCCUCGUUCUGAAGGUUCAGGAAGAUCAGUAGCGCCGUCUUCCGUGGCUUCACGGGCCUCAAAAUCGACAAACCCAUGGGGAAAGUACUUAAGAGUUACGGCACACACGGGUAUCGACAACGCUAUAAGGUUGUCUGAUCCUGCAAAUCCCAUUGAUUAA
Messenger RNA from Alternaria atra, 3492 nucleotides. RefSeq lists its product as uncharacterized. Bases 1 to 3492 code for a protein of 1163 amino acids. NCBI's taxonomy places the organism in Eukaryota, Fungi, Ascomycota, Dothideomycetes, Pleosporales, Pleosporaceae. Gene Ontology annotation, biological process: regulation of DNA-templated transcription. The record is from RefSeq and is a predicted model, not a curated record. The transcript has 5 exons.